Molecule: messenger RNA, 1641 nt
Organism: Glossina fuscipes
Lineage: Eukaryota; Metazoa; Arthropoda; Insecta; Diptera; Glossinidae
Gene: Alp6
Product: membrane-bound alkaline phosphatase
Exons: 4
Coding region: 16-1635 (539 amino acids)
Biological process (GO): dephosphorylation
Molecular function (GO): alkaline phosphatase activity
Source: RefSeq, a predicted model, not a curated record
AAAAACAAGGUUAACAUGGGCUUGCAAAUUUUGCUCUAUUUAUUAAUAGCAUUACUAAUCGACACAGCAAGAGCCGCAGACCAUUUCAAGUAUGGACCGUCUAGGAAAUAUACAAUGAAGAAUAUGUUUCCUGAACAUACCACCGAAUAUUGGAACGAAAGAGCUCAAGACAUAUUAAAACAAAAAUUAGUGGAGGUUCAAUCACCUAUCACGAAUAAUGCUAAGAAUAUUAUUAUGUUUCUAGGUGAUGGUAUGUCAGUGCACACUAUAACAGCAACGAGGAAUUUCAUGGGUGACAGCGCGAAACAAGUUUCAUUUGAAAAAUUUCCAUAUUUUGGUUUGUCAAAAACAUACUGUGUGGAUAGUCAAGUCGCGGACUCAGCAUGUAGUGCGACAGCCUAUUUAGGAGGUGUUAAAGGUAACUACGGUACAAUUGGUGUAAAUGCUAACGUACCACGUUUCGAUUGUAUGGCCGGUCUUAAUGUGGGUAAUUGGGUGGAAAGUAUUGCUCAAUGGGCUCAAAAUGCCGGCAUGGAUACUGGUUUGGUGACGACAUCCCGCGUUACGCACGCCUCUCCGGCAGGCGUAUACGCUCAUACAGCCCAACGUGGCUGGGAGAACGAUGCCGAAAUUCUAAAAUCAGGUUGCAGUUCCAAAGUUAACGUUGACAUUGCACGUCAGUUGGUCGAAUGGCCUGUUGGACGCAAAUUGAAAGUUAUAAUGGGAGGAGGGCGUAGUAAUUUCCGAAACAUAACAGUUAACGACGAAGACGGUAUAGCAGGUCAACGCUAUGAUGGUCGUGAUCUUAUUGAAUAUUGGAUACAAGAUAAGCGUUCGCAAAAUGUUAAGGCCAACUAUGUGUGGAAUCGGAAAGGUCUCAACUCGUUAAAUUUAAAUAACACUGACUACCUGCUGGGUCUAUUUAGUAGUUCACAUUGUCCUUUUCACGGUGAUUUAAAGCGCAAUAAUAUAUCAACAUUGGUACCGUCGCUUAGUGAAAUGACUGAAUUUGCUUUAAAAGUUUUAAGUAAGAAAAACAAUGGAUUCUUCUUGUUUGUGGAGAGUGCUCGUAUUGAUAUGGCUCAUCACGAAACUAAAGCUCGUAAGUCGUUAGAAGACACUGAAGAGCUUGCAAAAGCUGUUGAUUUAACUCGUAAAAUGUUCUCCGAAGAGGAUACCCUAAUUAUUGUAACCUCAGAUCAUUCGCACACAAUGACUAUUAGUGGUUAUCCUUAUCGCGAUGAGGACAUAACUGGUUUAGCUGCUGAUCAGGCCGAUGAUGACCUGCCAUAUACAAUUUUAUCUUACGCUAACGGUCCUGGCUUUGACAAUACUUAUAAUAAAAAAGGACGUAAACGAAUUGCCCCGGAGGAGACCAUCGAUCCUAAUUUUCAAUACUUGGCUACGGUACCUUUGGCAUCUGAAACACAUGGUGGCGACGAUGUUGGUGUAUUUGCAUCGGGACCUUUUGCCCAUUACUUUAGCGGAACUUACGAACAAUGUAACAUACCAGCUAUGAUGGCAAAAGCCGCUAAUAUUGGGACAUUCAGAUCUGGAGCAGGCGUACAAGCAAGACCAACGGUAAUGGCUCUUUUUGUAAUUCAUUUUUUCAUCAUUUUAUUAAAAACUCGAUAAUAUCUU